Molecule: messenger RNA, 605 nt
Organism: Hyphopichia burtonii NRRL Y-1933
Lineage: Eukaryota; Fungi; Ascomycota; Pichiomycetes; Serinales; Debaryomycetaceae
Exons: 1
Coding region: 101-532 (143 amino acids)
Source: RefSeq, a predicted model, not a curated record
GGAUCAUUGUAUGAUAAUCAAGUUUAUUGUCUUGUUAUCAUUAAUAAAUCUACUACUUUUUGUUGAUAAGCCAUCAAUUUGUCAAUUUUUUCGAGUUAAUAUGUCUAGCUGGGACCAAGUCAAGAUUGCUUUCAAUCCAAGAUCAAAAGGAUGUUACUUGGUAACAAAUGAAGUGGUGGAUAAGGUACCACAAAUUAAGGAUUAUGAAAUUGGUCAAUUGAACUUGUUUUUACAACAUACUAGUGCAGCCUUGACCUUGAAUGAAAAUUGUGAUCCUGAUGUCAGAGAAGAUAUGGUUACUUCGCUCGAUAGAAUAGCCCCAGAAGGAGAUUUCUAUAUCCAUGCUGAUGAAGGUCCAGAUGAUAUGCCUGGUCACGUUAAGAGUGCUACUGUCGGGGUAAGUCUUACAAUUCCAAUUUCUAAUGGUAGAUUAGCCACCGGUACUUGGCAAGGUAUUUAUUUAUGUGAAUUUAGACAUGCAAGACAUCAAAGAAGAGCUGUUGCCACUAUUAACGGUGUUAAGAGAAAGUAAAAUCUCUUUUAAUUAAAUUAUUUAUUUAUUUUUCCCUUCGUAAACUUGAAUACUAUAUUCCUUAAGAAUCAAA